AUGCGACAGGAGGACGCCAGGAAAUGGAUGCAAUGCGAGACACGCCUUGUACGCUGCACUGACGCCAUCCGGAUGCACUACAAGGUGUACGGCACAACACCUCUGAAACCGUCUUCCUUCGGUUUCAAUAGCAUUCACAAGACUCACAGGCUAGCAAAGUGUCUUGUCGCCGUUGCCCACGACUGGUUCAUUAUCUGGAUGGGGUUCCUGUCAUACCUCAUUGCCCAAUCGCGCGCAAACCCGUUCAAUUGGCCCGAUCGCAAACGGAAGGACUGGGGUCAGAAAGGGACGCUCCCCAAGUGGUACAUGGUGCUCCGAGAGGAAGGAUUCCCGGAAGACUGGCUCAGUGGCCUCUUGACAUCGGACGUAUGCGAUUUCUCUCAACGAACGCCCCGUGCAGGCAUCGUGAUCGAUUGGACAUUGAUGCAGCGGUACCUGCGCGUCAACUUUGCCACUGAAAAUCUCGACAAGGCUGCUGUGCAAGUCCUCAAAUUGCACCACCGAGCAGUGCUGGCCACCCAACUGCAAGAGAUCGUAGACGCUGCCCGGGAGCGGCAGCGACUCGAGGCGAGCCACGCUGCCUCGCUCCCGUUCCAAGCGAUGGUUGAUAGGGAUGACGGUGGUGGCGACCUUUAUGACACGACGACGUCUUCACGACUCACGAAUGAAUGGGACCUGUUUCACGAAUUUGCACCUGAACUCAAGUUGAAGAAUGGUCAGGAGUAUGCAGGCUAUGAGCAUUCAGACGGCGAGGAUGAUGGCUUUGAUCCUUUUGAAGGCUACGAGCACCUUUAUGUCGGCGAAGACCAGAAUGUCUCAACCUCUCCAGACGGAAUCCCCCCCUCUGGUACCUCUCCUGGUCCUUCCCCUGCCUCUCCUGAACCCGAACAACCAGGAGACCCCAUGGACACUGAAAUCAACAUCCUCGCCUCUUCUGGUUUGCCAGCACCUUGUGACGACCUCAGUGAAGUGUUGGACCAGCCUUUGGUGACAACCUUUGCGUUCAACACUGUGGAACGUAUCAAUGAGGACCUAUACAUGUUCCAGCUACCUCCUUCCCCCUCUUGCAAAUGGGUCAUCGGUGUUGAUCCCCCACGACUGUUCUUUACAUCUGUCGACUGGUCGCCUCCGCUCCGAACACGCAUACGGUGCUAA
Messenger RNA from Cyclocybe aegerita, 1155 nucleotides. Lineage: Eukaryota; Fungi; Basidiomycota; Agaricomycetes; Agaricales; Hemipholiotaceae. The record is from the annotation of a GenBank genome assembly.